Molecule: messenger RNA, 636 nt
Organism: Aspergillus aculeatus ATCC 16872
Lineage: Eukaryota; Fungi; Ascomycota; Eurotiomycetes; Eurotiales; Aspergillaceae
Product: SRPBCC domain-containing protein
Exons: 1
Coding region: 1-636 (211 amino acids)
Source: RefSeq, a predicted model, not a curated record
AUGUCUUCCCGGCUCGACCCCACCACCCUCGAUCUGUCCACAAAGAGCAUCCCCGCGCGCGAGUCUCGGGGCACGUAUCUGAGCUCAACAGUCACUCGAGCCCCCGCCACCGAAGCAUGGAACGCCGUGGUUAACACCGGCACCUGGUCGACCUGGAACACCUUCUGCCCCGGAGCUACCAUCCGCGCGCAGCCUGACCAGAGACAGUCAACGCGGCUUCAGCUCGGCACGAAGAUGACCAUCCAUCUCAACUGGAACCCCCGGGGACCCAAGACCAAGCCGGCAGAUGUGGCCCUGGUGGUGACCGAGUUCGACCCGCCCAAGGACGGGCGACAGACACCUGCUCGCAUCGCGUGGGCGACCGAUCCCUCGGGCAAGGGCUUGCCCGCGUGGCUGUUGUAUGCAGAGCGCGUGCAUGAAUUCCAUGAAUUUAUGGAGGAGUCGGCAAACGGGGAACCGAAAGGGAACGGGCAUCAGCGAGUCACGCAGGUGGUGUCGUGGGAGUCGCAGCGGGGGCUGCUGGCGUAUGUGGUCAAAUGGUUCAUGGGGAAGAAGUUCCGGGCGUGUCUGCAGCUGCAGGCUGAGGAUUUGACGUCUUUCGUCGAGAAAGGGAGAGAGAGUAAGGGUGAACGAUGA